Molecule: messenger RNA, 3534 nt
Organism: Trichophyton benhamiae CBS 112371
Lineage: Eukaryota; Fungi; Ascomycota; Eurotiomycetes; Onygenales; Arthrodermataceae
Exons: 1
Coding region: 1-3534 (1177 amino acids)
Molecular function (GO): hydrolase activity, acting on acid anhydrides, in phosphorus-containing anhydrides; ATP-dependent chromatin remodeler activity; nucleic acid binding
Source: RefSeq, a predicted model, not a curated record
AUGAAUUCUGAAGGUAUCGAGCAGCGUCCUGCUAAGAAAAGACGAUUUUUCCAAGAUGAAAGCGAGUCCGACUUUCCGCUCAAGUUCACCAACCUCGACGCGUCGACUUCUAUUAGUUCAGGCCUGGCGAAGGCUCCCACACCCGCUGAGGACAAUGCCGCAAACAGACAAGUGGGAAAGGCGACCGAAAUAACCGAUAAUGAGCCUGAUUUUGAUAUUGAGCUUUUCUCCUCCAUCGUUGGAUGCCCGAUUUCUGCCGAUGUUGUUGCUCAGCUGCGUCGCAAGGCAGGAAAUGACAUGGAAAAGGCUGUUAAUGUCUAUCUUGACGGCACUUGGGAAGAAGCUAGCGAUACUAAAAUGCCUGAUGUCUCUCUGCCAUUGAUUGAGAAUACUACUGAAGAAGCUUCUACAAACAAAACUUCAGCUCCAGAAAAUGCCACAUAUGUGACAGCUUCUCAAGACGAGAACGAAUGUGGCCCCUUGCUUUCGGAUAACCCUGAGUAUCGAUAUCUGGGUGCCUUUGGUGUUGGUGGAUGGGCAACCAGGUCAAGUACAAGCUCACUCAAGUUUGGGGAAGAAGUCAAAAUUCAGCGCACGAAAACUCAGCCUCAGCCAAAAGCAGGAAAGACCAAAAGAGCUAUAUCAAAUCCUAAAACGGAUGUUAUAACUAGGUUCACGAACUCCAAUGGUGACGAAAUUGGAAGGCUGCCACAGGAAACUGCAUCUUGGGUAUCAACUUUAAUCGAUCAGAAGAUAUGCAAAUUCACCGCUGUGUGUGUUUUUGCACCGGAGAGAAUCCGCAUAAACGAUACUAUAUACUUGCAACUUCGAUGCUAUGUGCUAAACUCAGCAUUCAAGAAGCGUUUUUCUUCUGGACUGGAGGAUGAUACCCCUCGUCUUUUUGAGCAUGAGGAAACGGCGGAAGAAAAGGCACUUCGUUUACGCCAAGUUGCACUGGUAACUCUCUUUGAUGAGAUCUGCCUCUCACCAACUUCCGGGGAUGAGACCACUGCAAAGCAGAAGAAAAGUGGGCUUCUUCGUGCUGCAGAAAUGGCUGAGCAGGGUACAAAAUCGGGAACAUCGAGCAAGGAUCCGUCGAAGGAUGCUGACGAAGCAUCCGAAAGCGACGAUGGUGAACAGCUUGACCAAGAUCAGCUAGAUACAUUGUAUCAGAAAGCCCAGUGUUUUGAUUUCAAUAUGCCUGAAGCUACUCCAGGUGAAAGUUUCAAUCUGGAAUUACGAAAGUAUCAAAAACAGGCCCUUCAUUGGCUGAUCACCAAGGAGAAAGAUGAAAAAUCAACAAAGCAAAGAUCCAUGCAUCCCCUGUGGGAAGAAUACCCUUGGCCUGUAAAAGAUGUUGAUGAUAAGCCUCUCCCACGCGUACGUGGUAAAGACUUUUUUUACGUUAACCCAUAUUCUGGGGAAUUAAGUCUUGACUUUCCCGUACAGGAACAAAAUUGUUUGGGUGGCAUUCUUGCCGAUGAGAUGGGGCUGGGCAAGACCAUCGAAAUGAUGAGCUUGAUACACUCUCAUAAACCUAACUCUGAAUACUUUAAUGGCAUUACAUUGCCAUCAUCAGGCCACAGUAUUACGUGGCCACACAACUCUCCCGAAGUAUCUUACGCUCCACACACUACCCUUGUUGUUGCCCCCACAUCCCUUUUGUCACAAUGGGAAAGUGAAGCGUCAAAGGCGUCGAAACCGGGAACUAUGAAGACAUUAGUUUAUUAUGGAACAGACAAAUCGGUCAACCUACGAAGUAUUUGUUCUCCCAAAAACCCAUCAGCUCCCAAUGUAAUCAUUACUAGCUAUGGGGUUGUUCGGUCAGAGCAUAGCCAGAUUCUAUCUGGCCGCACAAACUUGGGCGAUAAUGGCCUUUUUUCUGUCGAAUAUUUCCGUGUAAUUCUUGAUGAAGCCCAUUAUAUCAAGAAUCGGGCCUCCAAAACAGCCAAAGCGUGUUAUGAGAUUAAGGCCAAACAUAGAUGGGUCCUAACCGGUACACCUAUCGUGAACCGACUUGAAGACCUUUAUAGCCUCGUGCGAUUCCUCAAAGUGGAACCAUGGUGCAAUUUUUCGUUCUGGAAGACCUUUAUCACUGUUCCAUUUGAAUCGAAAGACUUUGCGCGUGCAUUGAGCGUUGUACAAACUGUUCUUGAACCAUUGGUUCUUCGACGCACAAAAACCAUGAAAACGCCGGAGGGAGAGGCCCUUGUUCCAUUGCCAUCCCGUACCAUUACAGUGGAAGAGAUUGAGCUGUCAGAACAAGAAAGAGAAAUAUAUGAUGUUAUUUUUACUCGAGCCAAACGGACAUUCAACGACAAUGUAGCCGCAGGGACAUUAUUAAAAUCUUAUACAACUAUAUUUGCCCAAAUCCUCCGCUUACGGCAAACAUGCUGCCACCCCAUUCUGACGAGAAACCAAUCCAUCGUUGCGGAAGAGGAAGAUGCUGCUAUUGCUGCCGAUGAAAUGAACAUUUUGAAAGACAACAUGGACCUACAGGAACUCAUUGACAAAUUCGCAAGUUCAAUGCAAGCUUCGGAUGGCGAGGAGCGGGACCCUACCGCUAAUUUCACAACUCACGCACUGAAGCAAAUACAGGCGGAAUCGAGUGGUGAAUGUCCGAUCUGUUCUGAGGAGCCAAUGAUCAAUCCAGCAGUUACUUCAUGCUGGCAUAGCGCCUGUAAAGCUUGCUUGGAGUCCUAUAUCAAGCAUCAGACUGAUAAAGGGGAAGUUCCCCGGUGCUUUUGCUGCCGGGAAAAGCUAAGUUCUCGCGAUAUUUUUGAAGUUGUGAGGCAUGAAUCUCCAGAACAGACUCCCGCAACACAAAAUCCUCCGCCUUUGGACAAUCCCGCUCCUCCCGCAUGCCGAAUAUCCUUACGUCGGAUCAAUCCCCUGUCCCCCUCUGCCAAAACUUCUGCGAAGAUCCAUGCUCUUAUCACCCAUCUUACACGUCUUCCCAGAGGCACCAAGGCUGUGGUAUUUUCUCAGUUUACCUCCUUUUUGGACUUAAUAUCCCCGCAGCUGACUACCGCCGGUAUUGCUCAUCUUCGCUUUGACGGCACGAUGAGUCAAAAGGCUCGUGCCACGGUUCUUGCCCAGUUCAAUGCCCCUAUAAUUGACGAAGAGGACAUUGAUGAUGAUGAUGAUAUUGCACAUUCCCCGGACCCUUUUAAGGAAUACCGAAAUAGGCGCAGGAAGGACAAAGGUUCCCCUCCGAGUGUGCUUUUGAUCAGCUUGAGAGCUGGUGGUGUCGGAUUGAAUCUGACAGUUGCAAACCACGUGUUCAUGAUGGAUCCCUGGUGGAGCUUCGCCGUGGAAGCUCAGGCCAUUGAUCGUGUGCAUCGUAUGGGCCAACUACGGGAUGUGAAGGUGUCCAGGUUCGUGGUGAAAAACAGCAUUGAAGGAAGGAUUCUCAAAAUUCAGGAGAGAAAGAUGAUGAUUGCCGGCUCCCUUGGUUUGCGGGUCGGCGGUGACGGCAGCGACGAAGAUAAAAGAGAGCAGCGCAUCGAGGAGUUGAAACUCUUGUUUGAAUAG